UGUUAAUCUAUCAUACGGCAAAAAGGAGCUCGUACAAUGUUUACAGAUUUAACUGUUAGCUAGACCUAAAAGCUAGGCUACAUUUGGUACUUACUGUAUUUGCUUUUCAAGAUGUCGAAUGAGAUUAUGUACGACGGCAACCCAGAAAUGAGGCAACCAACAUCACCGGCUGAGGAGACAUGUCGAAUAACCAGUUGUCUGCUAACGUCAGCCUUAGCGGCAAGUCUAGGCACAUCGUUUCUCGUUGGGUACAAUAUCAGUGUAAUGACGGGGCCGUCGGCAUUCAUACAGACAUUUUACAACCUGUCCUACUAUGAUCAACAUGGACUUUAUUUAUCAGAGGGUCACUCUUUAUGGCUUUGGGCUUUCACCAUCGCCAUAUUUUGUAUCGGAGGGUCUCUGGGAGCAUUGGGAUCUACAUAUAUAUCUGACGUCUACGGCAGGCGAGGAGCGUUACUCAUGACAUGUGCUAUUGCAGUAUUGGCAUCUGUUUUGAUGGGGAUUAGUCAAUUAAUAAAUGUUUACCAAUUGGUCAUCGCAGGAAGAUUCAUAAUCGGUGUUGCUGGGGGAAUUGUUCUGGUUACCACGCCACUUUACUUGUCCGAGAUUUCGCCUGUACGGUUCCGUGGAGGUGUAGCGGCAAUCCACCAGCUAGGCGUAUCCCUUGGCAUUCUAGUAGCACAGCUCCUUGGACUCUAUCCGCUUUAUACGCAAGAGCUUUGGCCAAUACUGCUUGCUAUGACCGGCGUCUUCAGUUUAAUUGGCUGUAGUGUGUUAGUAUGCUGUCCAGAAAGUCCAAGGUGGUAUCUUAUAAGAUCCUCCACCACCCAGCAUGUAGGAGAAUCUGAGGCUCUUCUCCAGGACAAUGAAAACAGAUACAGAGCAAGAGAAUCUUUAAAACGUCUUCGAGCUACUGGAGAUGUUGAAGUUGAAAUAGCUGAGAUGUUAUAUGAACGAAGGCAGGAAUUGUCGGCAAGUCGAGUAGGGAUAUUGGAUGUAAUAACUUUGAAAGAUCCAAUGUGGAAAUGGCCUUUGAUCAUAUCUAUAGUACUCCAUUCCAGUCAGCAGCUUGCUGGAAUAAAUGCUGUAAUGUAUUACACAACAGAACUCUUUAUUCAAGCGAGUUUAAGUAAAGAAGUCGUCAAGGUUGCGACUUGCGGUACAGGUCUUGUGAUUGUUAUAACUGACGUCAUAACGAUUUUCUUUGUGGACAAAUUAGGAAGACGAUUCUUCUUGCUUUUAUCAUACUCGGUGAUGGCAGCGGCAACUGUCUUCUUGACAGUGUCAAUGACAGCAAAUGGUGAUGUAUGGCCUUAUCUAUCGAUAGUUUCUGUGUACAUUUUCCUCUUUGGAUUCUCGCCUGGACCAGGAGCUAUGACAAUGGUGAUAGUGCCUGAGAUCUGAACACAAGGCCCAAGAGCAGCCGCCAUGUCUAUUGCUGGACAGUUUAACUGGUGGUCAAAUUUUGUCGUUGGAAUUGCAUUUCCAUUUAUGCUGGAUGGCUUAGAGGGAUACUCGUUUCUGAUAUUCUCCGGUUAUUUAGUAUUGAUAGUAUUUUUCUUAUAUUUCUUCGUACCUGAAACUAAAAACAAAACGUUUGCUGAGAUAUCGUCUAGUUUUAAAAUUAGCUUUGGC
Molecule: messenger RNA, 1635 nt
Organism: Anneissia japonica
Lineage: Eukaryota; Metazoa; Echinodermata; Crinoidea; Comatulida; Comatulidae
Product: solute carrier family 2, facilitated glucose transporter member 5-like
Exons: 13
Coding region: 112-1404 (430 amino acids)
Biological process (GO): monosaccharide transmembrane transport
Cellular component (GO): membrane
Molecular function (GO): hexose transmembrane transporter activity
Source: RefSeq, a predicted model, not a curated record